AUGGAUAUUGGCAAACAACCUAAGUCUAGAAUUGAAGAACCACCACUUUAAACUAGAAUUGAAUAACCAAUAAGAAACUAGAUUCAACAGGUCUAAAGAAAAGCGAAAAAAUAAGCGCCUGGGUUUUAAGAGGAUCCCACUUUGUUAAAUGAAUUAGACGGAAAUGUAUUAAAGGUUGAUUUGAUUAGAAGCAUGCAUAAGAAUAAGAAAGAUGUGGGGCCAGAUGUUAAAGACAUCCAACUUGAUACAGAUCUGCAGGAUUUAUUUGAACAUGUUGAUGUUGGUCACGGUGAUGAAUCAAUGGCCUGUCUUCCUUGGAAAGGAGCACUAAAGAAGCCUGAUAGUCAUCCUCCUAUCAACCCAACUAUGCCAGAUGUAACUUACAAAAUCGACUUCGUGUAUGGAUAUAAAAAUGAAGAAGUUAGAUAGAAUUGCUUCUACAACAACUAAAAUGAAGUAGUGUAUAUGACAGCAGCAUUAGGAGUUAUAUAUAAACCUGGAAAUAAUAAGUAUUAGAAAUAUUUCGGAGGAGGAGAGACAUUCGAAAUGGUUCGAAAGUAAGUUGAUAACUCUAUCAAUGCUCAUACUGAUGAUAUCAUGUGCUUGUGCAUUAACAUUGAAAGAACUAUGUGUGCCACUGGCUAAGUUGGGCAUUCACCUAUUAUCUUUGUAUGGGAUUCAUUUAACGCUGAAAAGAAGGGAAUGUUUAGAUUGCCCAAAGGAACAAGAUCAGUGACUGCUAUUGCUUUUAAUAAAGACUCUUCAUUAAUAGCCUCUGCUGAUUUCAGUAAUGAUCACAACGUUUAUGUACAUAAUUGGAGGACAGGACAAGUUAUUUUCACCAAAAAGACUGGAGGCUCUAAGAUAUUUAUGAUUGAAUGGAGUAGAAAAGCAGAUGAAUUUUUCUCAGUUGGACCUAAACACAUAAGUUUUUGGGAUGCAAAAGGUGUUAAAUGGAAUGGUGCAUUGAAAAAUGAGAAUUAAGGAACCAAUUUAUUAUGCGUCGCUUCAGAUUUGGAUGGUAAUUUUUACACAGGUGCUUAAAAUGGAAGCGUUAUGAAAUGGAAUAGAAACAGCAUGACUAUGUCAUAAAAAAUGCAUGAUGGAAUCAUCUAUUGCAUUAGAUUUGUUUAGCAGAUGGGAACUAAUACGUUUUAUCUUAUCACAGGGGCUUCAGAUCAUACUAUCAAAAUCAUUAAUCCUUAACCUUUACAAGGUAAUGACAGAUUAUAAAUUUUAUUCAAUCUGGAAACAGAACAAAUCCCAAAGAGUGUAGACUUUGGCAAAAAGUUUCUACUGGUUGGGUUCAAGAACGGAACUAUUGUGGAGAGAGAAGUUUCUUCUAAAGGUAAAGAAGAAAUUAUGCACUCACAUCACGAUGGUGAACUAUGGGGACUUUGCUUGAUCGAGGAUUAAAAAAAAUUUAUUACUAGCGGAGAUGAUAACAAAUUAUAUAUGUAUGACAUUUCGGAUAGGAAAAUGGUGCAAUCUGGGAAUGUAGAGAUAUCAACUAACGAAGAAAAGAAAUAAUAGCAACUUAAUCCUAACAGACAAGGAGGAGCCUCAACAACAAGUAAUGAACCACCUGAAAGAUAAUCAAGAGCACUAGCAUAUUGUUAGAAGUAUUAGCAUUUGGCUGUAGCUGAUAAUCUUGGAAAGGUAUCAAUAAGGAAAAUUUAAUUUGGUGAAAAGCAAAAUCUCAAUAAUGUAAUUGACUAUUUGGUUUAACCAAAUGAGUGGAUCGAGUGUAUGAGUUACGAUCCAUCUGGUAGCAAGCUUGCAGUAGGGUCUCAUGAUAACAAUAUAUACGUUUAUACUAUUGAUAAAACUAAUGAGAAGUACCUUAAAUGCUUUGCUCUCAAAGCUCAUUCUUCUUUUAUUACAGCGCUUGACUGGUCUUUAGAUUCAGAAUAUAUUAGAUCUAAUUGUGGGGCUUAUGAACUUUUGUUUUUCAAUGUAAGAAGUAGAGAAUAGGACAAAAGUGGAGCUAGCAACACUACUAGAACAUAAUGGGCGACAUAAACAUGCAAAUUAGGAUGGAAUGUUGAAGGUAUAUAUCCAGAGGGAUGCGAUGGUACACAUAUCAAUACAGUUGAUCAGUGCAAUAAGCAUCAAAUUAUAGCCACAGGCGAUGAUUAUGGUCUUGUAAAUAUAUACAGAAACCCAGUUAGAACCAAUAAACAUGCUGCAAGAUCAUUCAGAGGACAUAGUGAACAUGUAACUAAAGUUAAAUUUAUGAAUGAGGGGGAGUACUUGAUAUCUAUCGGUGGUAUGGAUCAAACUAUUAUUCAAUGGAAAUUGGCUGUUCCAAGAUGA
This is a messenger RNA of Stylonychia lemnae, 2316 nucleotides long. The record is from the annotation of a GenBank genome assembly. NCBI's taxonomy places the organism in Eukaryota, Ciliophora, Spirotrichea, Sporadotrichida, Oxytrichidae.